This is a messenger RNA of Alternaria atra, 291 nucleotides long. RefSeq lists its product as uncharacterized. NCBI's taxonomy places the organism in Eukaryota, Fungi, Ascomycota, Dothideomycetes, Pleosporales, Pleosporaceae. The transcript has 2 exons. The coding region runs from base 1 to 291 and encodes 96 amino acids. The record is from RefSeq and is a predicted model, not a curated record.
AUGGAACAAGAAGUGCUUCAGAGUGCUUCUCCUCCUCUUCCUUUUCCAUUUCAAUCUACCUACCAGUUAUCGCUUCCUACCUUCCCCGCUUCAGCGUCUGCGAAUUUGUGCGCGCCACUGGUCGCAUUCGCAUGUGACAGCAUCACCAGACUGAUCCAGCACCACACAAGCAGCACAAACAACACUACGGAGCAUUGGGAGUUGCACAAUACCCAACACUACGUGCUCCGCUACAUACGCCUACAAAGCACAGGCUCUUGCCUAUCUAUUACACCGUCUUCUCGAGACUAG